This is a messenger RNA of Aureobasidium namibiae CBS 147.97, 1647 nucleotides long. Its product is annotated as MFS general substrate transporter. Gene Ontology annotation, molecular function: transmembrane transporter activity. The coding region runs from base 1 to 1647 and encodes 548 amino acids. The transcript has 2 exons. Lineage: Eukaryota; Fungi; Ascomycota; Dothideomycetes; Dothideales; Saccotheciaceae. Gene Ontology annotation, biological process: transmembrane transport. The record is from RefSeq and is a predicted model, not a curated record.
AUGGCACAUGAUGUAACCACAGAGCAGCCCAGCAUACCGGGUACUGUCCACCUGGUUGAUCUUGAUGGCACCAUGCACACACAGCAUGCUCAACAUGGACAGAGAGAUAUUGUACUGGUUCCAACACCCUCGCAAGAUCCUGAUGAUCCAUUGAACUGGUCGCCUCGGAGAAAAGCACUGUCCACGGCCUGCAUGGGUGUCUAUACGUUGAUGGUCGGCAUUGCGAGUGCGGCGAUCUACUCAAUUCUGCAGCCUAUUGCCGAGGAGACUGACCUGACGCUCAACGAAUUGAACAAUGGUACCGGAUAUAUGUUUCUCUUCUUUGGAUGGGGCUGCCUUUUCUGGCAACCUAUCGCCUUGCAAUACGGCAAGCGACCAGUAUAUCUGUUCAGCAUACUUGCCACUAUGGGCAUUCAACUUUGGGCACCAUAUACCAAGAGCAACGGUCAGUGGAUUGCCAACAAGAUUCUCCAAGGCUUCUUUGGAGCUCCGAUAGAGAGUCUUUGUGAGAUCUCGGUCACAGACGUCUGGUUCCAACACGAACGUGGAAAGUACUUGGGCCUCUAUGCACUUCUCCUAGCCGGCUCCAACUUUCUCGCCCCAGUAUUUGCUGGUUUCAUUGCGGAUGGCCAAGGCUGGAAGUGGGUUCUGUACUGGUGCGCGAUUUUCUGCGGAAUUGGAUUUCUCUUCCUUUUCUUCUUCAUGGAGGAAACAAAUUACUCUAGGCACUUGGUUACUGGAAUAGCUCCUGAUGUUGGUGUUCAGCCUGAACUACCUUCUACCACAACCAAGGCGGGUGAAAAAAUCGUGCGCUCAAAGGACUGCGAUUCAGAGACCGGACUGCAUAUACCCCUCGAUCAAUUCAAGCCCAAGACAUAUCUGGACAAGGUCAAGCUGUGGCAGAAGUCUGAUAUGCAGAAAGACAAUCACAUCGUCGGUAUGACCACUCGACCGCUGAUCUUCCUCUCCUUCCCUGUCAUUCUCUAUGCUGGAUUCUCGUACGGCAGCAACCUGAUCUGGUUCAACGUUCUCAAUGGAACUGCUUCGUCAAUUCUCGGGAGUCCUCCUUACAACUUCUCGGCUUCGAUGGUUGGUCUAUCAUACAUCUCACCUCUUAUUGGCGUAGUCAUUGGAUCUUUCUAUACUGGGGUAAUCGGCGACAAGAUUGUUCUUGCAAUGGCACGUCGCAACGGAGGUAUCCUGGAGAGCGAGCAUAGACUUUGGCUGUUUUUACCGUCGUUGCUUCUCAUUCCUGGUGGAUUGAUCUUGUGGGGAGUCGGUGCCGCACAACAUGUCAUGUGGUUUGGCUGUGUCUUUGCAAUGGGUGUCAUUGCUUUGACCAAUACCAUUGGCAUCCAAUUGAGCAUAUCGUACGCCGUCGACUCAUAUAAAGACCUUGGAGGCGAGGCAAUCGUUACUGUCAUCUUGGUCCGCAAUACGAUGAGUUUCGCUAUCGGAUACGGUAUCACCCCAUGGAUCAAUGGGAUGGGUUUGCAGAACGCCUUCAUCCUCGCUGCUUUUGCCGGCCUUGCCCAAUGUUUGACCUUCUUUGCCAUGGUCAAAUUUGGUAAACAGCUCAGAGCGAAGAGUGCUGGCAAAUACGCGAAGUACGUUCAGAAGAUGGCAGAAAGCGGCCUCGUUCACUGA